This is a messenger RNA of Schistosoma spindalis, 1367 nucleotides long. The record is from the annotation of a GenBank genome assembly. NCBI's taxonomy places the organism in Eukaryota, Metazoa, Platyhelminthes, Trematoda, Strigeidida, Schistosomatidae.
AUGAUGUUAAUGUUUCUUAGACAACUUUCAAUUUUUUAUCAAUCUGACAUGGUACCAAUUUCAAUCAAUUUUAAUCAAUCUGGUCUAGAUUGGAAUAUUCCAUUAGAUAAUAUCGAAUCAACAUCAGAUGAUUCAACAUUAAAUUUAAGUUAUCGAGUACAUGGAUUCUAUUAUGCAUGGUAUGAUGCUCCACAAAAAUUAUCAAAUCAAAAUUCAUUGAAUAAUAAUAAUAAUAAUAAUAAUAAUAAUAAUAAUAAUAACUGGACACAUUGGAAUCAUCGACGCUUAAAACAUUGGAAUGCUAAAGUUGCUAUUGGUUAUUCAACGGAACCUCAUUAUCCACCAUAUUUAUUAGCAUCAUCUUUUUAUCCAAAAUUAGGUCCAUAUUCAUCAAAAGAUUUGAAUAUUAUUCAUAUUCAUAUGAAAAUGAUUAGAUUUGCUGGAAUUGGUGUCUUAGUUGUGUCAUGGUAUCCAAAGGGUAUGUCAGAUGAUAACGGAAAACCUGUGGAUGAUAUAAUAUUCCCACUAUUAAACAUAGCUAAUAAAUAUAGUAUAAAAAUUUGUUUACAUUUGGAACCAUAUAAAAAUCGUAAUAUCAGUACAAUUGUUUCAGAUUUAAAGUAUAUUUAUGAUAAAGGAUACACUUCUCAUCCAGCUUAUUAUCAUAUUUCUACUAAUCAAUAUGAUGAUGAUCAUGAUAGUAAAUUAUUACCAGUAGUAUAUGUGUAUGAUUCUUAUAUAAUAAAACCAUCAGAAUGGAAGAAAAUUCUUCAACCAAAUGAUAAAGAAACAACUAUACGAAAUAAAAAGUAUAAUGUAUAUAUAAUUGGUUUAUUACUUGAAACUAAUGAUUGUAGAAUAUUGUAUGAAUCAGGAUUUAAUGGUGGUUAUACAUAUUUUGUUGGUCAUGGAAUAUCAAAAGCCAGUUCACCAGAUACAUGGUAUGAUAUAUCAAAAGAAUGUCAAAUAUAUAAUUUAUCAUUUUAUCCAAGUAUUGGUCCAGGUUAUGAUGAUCUAUCUAUACGUCCAUGGAAUAUUGGUACUAUUAAAUUACGUCAAUUUGGUAUAACAUAUAUUGAAUUAUUUUCUAAAAUAUAUUCUAUUCAAUCAACUGGUUUAACUAUUGUAUCAUUUAAUGAAUGGCAUGAAGGUACACAAAUUGAAUCAGCAAUACCAUUCAAAUGGAUUAAUUAUUUAAAACAAUUUAAAAUUUAUAUGAAUUAUUUACCAUAUUCACCAGAAUUUUAUUUACGUUUAACACGUUUAAUUAUAAAUAAAUAUGAAAAUUUUAAUUGUUUACCAAAUAAAUUUAAUGAAACUAAUAAUAAUGAAUUACAAUGGUUAUAUACAUUAAUAAACAAGACUAG